GCUGGGUUUCAGGUUCACCUUGACUCCUGGAGCCGCAGCGGAGCAGGUACCCGCUCCUGCACCUGUUUCUCUUGCACCUGCCAUCCAGCUGCUCCUACCCAGCUCUCCUGGCCUGAGCCUUGCCUGGCGCGGCACCCUGGAGGCACCCCUACCUCCCCCAGUCUCCCUCCCAGGGAGCUGCUACACUCAGCUCCUUCUCUAAGGAAGGUCUCGCCUCCAGCGCAGAGCAGCCAGGAUUACAGAAGGCCCCACCCUCGGCUCGGGGACGCCAUGACCGAAGUGGGAUGGUGGAAGCUGACCUUCCUGCGGAAAAAGAAAUCCACGCCCAAGGUGCUCUAUGAGAUCCCUGACUCCUAUGCCCAAACAGAGGGCAGUGCGGAACCCCCUGGGCCCGAGGGCGGCGGCCCCGACGGCAACUUUAACACCCGCCUGGAGAAGAUUGUGGACAAGAACACAAAGGGCAAGCACGUCAAAGUCUCCAAUUCGGGCCGGUUCAAGGAGAAGAAGAAAGUCCGAGCCACGUUGGCAGAGAACCCCAACCUCUUUGAUGACAGGGAGGACAAAGGACAGUGAGGGGGGCCAAGGAGGAUGCAAGCACCUCCCCACUCCUGCCGUCAGCUGGAUCUGAGACAGGAGCUUGCCACACUGGCCUCCUUGGCCACAGGAGCCGUGGGGGCAGUUGACGCCUGCUGGCAGGAAAUGUCUGGUUUUAGGUUUGUAUUUAUAUACCCCAGCUUUCUGGAGGGUCUGGGAGGUCCCAGGGUCCUCCCACGUCCCCCAGCACAUACAAAAGCACUCCAGCCCGAGGAUGAGAGCCCCAGCUAGGAAAGACUGCCCUCCUGGCAGUGGUGGUGCCAGCAGAGAGGUGGCCAUGGCAAGAAAUGGAGAGAGGGAGCAGACAGACUUCACCUUCUCCACAGGGGCACAGGGUCAAGGGUGAGUUUCAAUUGCUCCCUCUACCUUCUCUACCUGUUAACUGUUCUCUGGACCAAUUCUGAGAGUGACUUUUCCAGAAGCCGCCUGAUGGGGUGGUUUCCUGGAGCAGGAGGAGGUGGAGACCCUGGACUUGAGCUCACCUCCCAUCACAAGAGGGAAACGUCCUGGAAUUUGGUGCCCAGGUGUGCGGGGAGAGGAGGACACUGGGGGUUGCUGCAGAAGGCCAGGCAAGGGACCCCACGGCUUCCCGCAAACAUCCUCAGAGGGACGCUGCACUUGGCAGGGGGUAGGUAGGGAGCUCUGGUAGGACCUAAGAGCAGCCAGCUCUCUGUCCCCCUUCUCCUACUAGUAUUUAAGAGGGACAGGCCCCAGGGAUGAGUCCUGGAGCCUUGAAUUUUGCUUAAAAAAAUAAUUGUGGGUUUCUCUCUUUGUAAUAAAUGAUGCUGCAAAAGCAGAGAACCUA
Molecule: messenger RNA, 1399 nt
Organism: Suricata suricatta (meerkat)
Lineage: Eukaryota; Metazoa; Chordata; Mammalia; Carnivora; Herpestidae
Gene: PRR15L
Product: proline rich 15 like
Exons: 2
Coding region: 271-573 (100 amino acids)
Source: RefSeq, a predicted model, not a curated record